Cuculus canorus (common cuckoo) is the source of this 3538-nucleotide messenger RNA. RefSeq names its product kelch like family member 18 (gene KLHL18). Gene Ontology annotation, molecular function: protein binding. The coding region runs from base 389 to 1933 and encodes 514 amino acids. The record is from RefSeq and is a predicted model, not a curated record. Lineage: Eukaryota; Metazoa; Chordata; Aves; Cuculiformes; Cuculidae. The transcript is spliced from 10 exons.
AUAAUACAAAGGCAAAACAAAGGAGCGGUCGCUACGGCGGCCGCGCGGAGCCAGAAUAGAAGGCAAAACGAAGGCGCGGUCGCUACGGUGGCCGCGCGGGGUCAUAAUACAAAGAAGAAACGAAGGAGCGGUCGCUACGGUGGCUGCGCGGGGUUAUAAUACGAAGAAGAAACGAAGGAGCGGUCGCUACGGUAUCCGAGAGAGGUCACAAUAGAAAGGCAAAAACGAAGCAGCGAUCGCUACGGCGGCCGCGCGGGGUCAGAAUACAGAGGAAAAUCGAAGGAGUGGUGGCUACGGCGGCGGCGCAGGGUCACAAUAGAAGGUAGGGGACCAUAAGUUCAGCGCUCACCGCAUCGUGCUGGCGGCGUCCAUCCCGUAUUUCCACGCUAUGUUCACCAACGACAUGAUGGAGUGCAAGCAGGACGAGAUUGUCAUGCAGGGCAUGGAUCCCAGUGCACUUGAAGCUCUCAUCAACUUCGCCUACAACGGCCACUUGGCCAUCGAUCAGCAGAACGUCCAAUCGCUGCUGAUGGGCGCCAGUUUCCUUCAGCUGCAGAACAUCAAAGACGCUUGCUGCACGUUCCUCAGGGAGAGGCUUCAUCCCAAAAACUGUCUGGGCGUGCGGCAGUUCGCGGAGACCAUGAUGUGUACGGUCCUCUACGACGCUGCCAACAGCUUCAUCCACCAGCACUUCGUGGAGGUAUCCAUGUCCGAAGAGUUUCUGGCACUGCCUUUUGAGGACGUCCUGGAGCUCGUUUCUAGGGAUGAGCUCAAUGUGAAGUCUGAAGAGCAGGUGUUUGAAGCCGCGUUGGCGUGGAUAAGGUAUGACCGAGACCAGAGAGAGUCGUUCCUCCCCAAACUCUUGUCCAAAAUCCGCCUCCCUCUUUGCCGACCUCAGUUCCUCACCGACCGCGUCCAACAAGAUGACCUGGUCCGUUGCUGCCACAAAUGCAGGGAUUUGGUGGAUGAGGCGAAGGAUUAUCACCUCAUGCCUGAGCGCCGACCACACCUCCCGGCGUUCAAGACGCGUCCUCGGUGUUGUACAUCGAUCGCAGGCUUGAUUUACGCCGUUGGAGGACUCAACUCGGCAGCAAAUUUUUAUGCAGGUGACUCACUCAACGUGGUGGAAGUCUUUGAUCCCAUUGCCAACCGGUGGGAGAAGUGCCAACCGAUGACCACAGCCCGGAGCAGAGUCGGAGUGGCGGUGGUGAACGGAUUGCUCUACGCCAUCGGGGGCUACGAUGGUCAAUUGAGGUUGAGCACCGUGGAAGUUUACAACCCCGAGCUGGAUUCGUGGUCCAAAGUGGAGAGUAUGAACAGCAAGCGAAGUGCCAUGGGGACGGUGGUGCUGGAUGGUCAGAUCUACGUAUGUGGUGGAUACGACGGAAACUCAUCCCUCAACUCCGUGGAGUCCUAUUCUCCAGAGGCAAACAAGUGGACAGUGGUGACCCCCAUGAGCUCCAACCGGAGCGCCGCUGGAGUCACCGUCUUCGAGGGGCGGAUCUACGUCUCGGGAGGACACGAUGGCCUGCAGAUCUUCAACAGCGUGGAGUACUACAACCACCACACGGCCACUUGGCACCCGGUGGCCCCUAUGCUCAACAAGCGCUGUCGCCACGGAGCGGCCUCGUUAGGCAGCAAGAUGUUCGUUUGCGGAGGCUACGACGGCUCGGGGUUCCUCAGCAUCGCCGAGGUCUACAGCUCCAUGGCGGAUCAGUGGUACCUGAUCGUCCCGAUGAACACCAGGAGGAGCCGCGUCUCCCUCGUUGCGAACUGUGGGCGCCUCUAUGCGGUGGGAGGUUACGAUGGACAAUCCAACCUCAGCUCAGUGGAAAUGUAUGACCCGGAGACGAACCGCUGGACGUUCAUGGCUCCAAUGGUGUGCCACGAGGGUGGGGUUGGCGUGGGUUGCAUCCCCCUCUUGACCAUCUGAGAAGAAAGCGUUUGGAGGGGGUUAUCUCCUCAAGGACAAUCUGAGGAGAGGUUUAGAGAAGGUUUGGAGGGGGUGUUAACCACCCAAAGGGCGUUUCCAGGUGCUCAAGUGUCGUUCACAAACCACACGCCCCCAAAAACUUGACCAACCGAUCCCCCCACCUUUUGGCUUUUUGGGGCUGAAGCUCCUCCAAGAUGGAACGUUGUGAAAGAGCGGUUGAUGUGCUGCUGCGAGCAAGGACGCUCCUGCUUCCCUUCGCCACCCGUUACCUUGCGGUGAAGCCAAUCCUUCCUCUUGCCGUUGGUUCUCCAAAGAGCCCUGUGGUCCUCUUUCGGCACCACCUUUGGCACUUGCCAGCGUCAGGGGAGGAGGGAAGUCACGGUUGUGACAUCAAAAAGAACCACUUGAAUGACUUGGAAAAUACGUUUGCACCUUCUUUCAACACCAAAAUGACCCCCACGCUCCAGGGGUUUGGCCGGCGGCGAUGGUUGGGUGGUGGUGGUGGCACCUUGGCUCUCACCUAGCGUAUCAGAAGAGAAGAAAACCCAACAGCGUUGGUUCCUGAACCCCGUCUUGAGUUUUGAGGUAGGGCUUUCACAAGACGUCCUUGGGUUCUCCUGGGUGAAGCUGCGCUGUCUUCAGCUCCAUGGGCAAAACGUCUCCGCAAGAGCCACACGAUGGAGAAAUUAGGAAGAGGAAAACCGGUCGGUUAAACCAUCGAGGAGUUUCAGCAAGCCCUGGAGAAGAAGGAUGGACGGAAACGACACGAAGGAACCGUCGUAGGAUUGCAAAACGCGGAAGGUGCCCCAUCAGAAAGGUCCUCAAAUGAGAUCUUGAUGGCUUCUCAAAGGCGAUGUUUAAGAGGCAGCUGGAGCAGAGCAAGGUUGGGGUCUUCCAGGAAGGGCAAGAAGUCCAUGAUGGAUUUGGCAGCUCUGAAAGCCCAGAGAGGGUGGGGAGAAGGUUGGCUCCCCAAGCAAAGCCACCUCGGGCAGCAGAGGUGGAGAAAGCCCACAUGGGGAUGGAGGAUGGAGGGAAAGCCACACAUCGGUGGGGUGAGACUCACACCCUUGGACGUUUUCUUCUCCGUUGCGCUGGGAAAGGUCUUUGUGGUGGGUUUUGGGGCUGGGAAACUCUUCCUUGAAGCUCCUUCCCUGGGCAAAGUCCUUGUUUGCAUCAGCUCUUCCAUAGUUCUCUUGCAUGAAUGUGACCCACCAGCCCUUCAGGGUCUUCUUCUACGCCCGUGUCCUCCCGUGCCACCCUGGGGCAAAGCCAUAACCUCUUCGCUCCCGGUGGGGAGGAAGAACUCGACACUAAUCCCACCGGCAGCAGCGAAAGGAUGAGGAAUUUUUCCCUCUCCUCCUGCCCUAUCCCAGUGUUUUGUGAGCUGCGAGUCUGGGCUCCACCUUGGCCCAAGCUGAGGAGAACCGGAGGUUCCUCCCAAGCUCCACAUCCAGCUCCUCCUUGCUUGUUCGUAGCCGAAUCCCAGCGCCGCUCGGGAUUUCGGGGUGUCCAUGUGGAUGUCAAUAUAUUUCCGGUACCGUGUAUAUUUUAGGGAUAUAAUGAGCGUAUCUGGUUAUAAAUGUGAUUUGUCGGUAGAUCUCGUAU